AAAAAACAAAAUACAGGGCACUCGGAGGCGGCCACAGCGCAGAUUCGACUUCACUCGCUCGCAGUUCGCUCCGCGCCCUCUGCAACCAUGUCUGACAAACCCGAUAUGGCUGAGAUUGAGAAGUUCGAUAAGUCGAAAUUGAAGAAAACGGAAACGCAAGAGAAAAAUCCACUGCCUUCGAAAGAAACGAUUGAACAGGAGAAGCAAGCAGGCGAGUCGUAAUGAAGCGUGCGCCGCCAGUAUGCACUGUACAUUCCACAAGCAUUGCCUUCUUAUUUUACUUCUUUUAGCUGUUUAACUUUGUAAGAUGCAAAGAGGUUGGAUCGAGUUUAAAUGACUGUGCUACCCCUUUUCACAUCAAA
This is a messenger RNA of Bubalus bubalis (water buffalo), 362 nucleotides long. RefSeq names its product thymosin beta-4. Gene Ontology annotation, biological process: regulation of cell migration; actin filament organization. The coding region runs from base 88 to 222 and encodes 44 amino acids. Gene Ontology annotation, cellular component: cytoplasm. Gene Ontology annotation, molecular function: actin monomer binding. NCBI's taxonomy places the organism in Eukaryota, Metazoa, Chordata, Mammalia, Artiodactyla, Bovidae. The record is from RefSeq and is a predicted model, not a curated record. The transcript has a single exon.